Hirundo rustica (Barn swallow) is the source of this 973-nucleotide messenger RNA. It is a transcript of the gene PRR15L, whose product is annotated as proline rich 15 like. The transcript is spliced from 2 exons. The record is from RefSeq and is a predicted model, not a curated record. The coding region runs from base 191 to 490 and encodes 99 amino acids. Lineage: Eukaryota; Metazoa; Chordata; Aves; Passeriformes; Hirundinidae.
GAGCGGGUUCACCUUGACGGAACACCGGGAGAGCCGCAGGUGAGCGGCACCUGCCAGCGCUGCCCCCCGGGACAUCCCCGGGACAUCCCAGGACAUCCCAGGACACCCGCACAUUCCCGGGACACCCUCGGGCACCCCGGGACACUCCCGGGACCCCUCCGGUACAUUCCCGGGACGCAGCGGGAGCAGGAUGGCGGACGGGCACGGGUGGUGGAAGCUGACGUUCCUGCGGAAGCGCCAGGCAGCGCCCACGGUGCUGUACGAGAGCCCCGAGGGGCAGGCGGCGCCGGGAGGGGACAGCGCGGAGGGGACAGGCCCGGAGGGUCCACCCGGCUUCGCCGCCCGCCUGGAGAAGAUCGUGGACAAGAGCACCAAGGGCAAACACGUCAAAGUGUCGCACUCCGGGCGCUUCAAGGAGAAAAAGAAAGUCAGGGCGACGCUGGCCGAGCAUCCCCAGCUGUGCGGGGCCGGAGAGCGCGAGGACAAGUGACCCGGGCGGAUGUCGCAGCCCCAGCCCCUCCUCCCCGGGACGCCGAUCCGCGGGGCUGCAGGAGCAGAGAGGAGGACUCAGGAUGGAAUUUGUCUGUGGGAUAAACUGGGAGCGUACCGGAUUGAGGAUAAACCUCAAUCCCGGGGCAGAGCGGAGCUGGCGCUCCCCGCCCCUCCCGCUCCCCAGCGCUGACCGGUCCGUACUGGGACGAGGACACACCCCCCGUAGCCCGCCCGACUCUGCGCCAAUCCCAUUCUCAACCCCAUCCCCAAUCCUCUCCUCCCGUCGCUUUUUGCGGCCGAGCCCUCUCAGCCCCGCGGGGCUGCGGAGCCGCCGAUGCUCAGUCACCCCCGAGAGGGGAUGCGACACUUCCCUGUUGCCAGGGAACGACCCUGGGGACAAAUUCCCCACCGCGGGGACCGAGGAGCGCUCCCAGGAGGCGCCGCAUUCCCCAGGGAAUGGCUUCCACCCCGGGGAUCGGGA